Molecule: messenger RNA, 1991 nt
Organism: Schizophyllum commune H4-8
Lineage: Eukaryota; Fungi; Basidiomycota; Agaricomycetes; Agaricales; Schizophyllaceae
Exons: 5
Coding region: 190-1830 (546 amino acids)
Biological process (GO): regulation of DNA-templated transcription
Molecular function (GO): histone acetyltransferase activity
Source: RefSeq, a predicted model, not a curated record
GACCAUAUACCCUACUUACUGCACCUCUAGGUCGGCUUUUUGUGCACCUAUCGCUAGAGAACGACGAUUUUUCUGUGCGGAACGAUAUAACCUUUGUCCCAAACGGCCGAGAAACGUACAACGGCCUCUUUCGCCUGCUCGCCCGCGUUACCCUAGCAACCAGACCACACCCUACGGGCUUUCGACUCAAUGACUGCCCAUUCCGCCUCUGCUGCUUCGGCAGGGCCAUGCCAGGUCAGCCCCGGAGGGACUUACACGAUAAAUCAAAUUGUGGCCGGCUGCAAGAUCUUCAUUCGCCGCCCUGGUCCCGAUGGCAAGUCAGAGGAGGAACGCCUUGCAGAGAUCCUUUCCAUUCGCGACAAGCCCGAGAACGCAUAUGCGCGACAGAACAAUCAGGCGCCCACAAAGCCGGAGGACAAGCUCGAGUUCUUUGUGCAUUGGGACACCUUUAACAAGCGCUUGGACGACUGGGUCCCUGGGUCGCGGCUGGUCUUGACGCGCGAGUUAACAUGGCCACCACCGCAGAAGGUCGACCCGAAGGCGAAGAAAGCUCCCAUGACGCCGAAGGCACCGCCCGGGAAGGCGCCACCGCGCGGACACCAGCAGGACUUGCUCAAGCGCGCGACGUCCAAUGCGGCGCUCGCUGCAUCUCCUCCGCCUGCUACGCCUCAAUUCGUGGGUCGCUUCUCACCCGCACCCUCACCUUCGCCCUCUGUCGUGCCGUCGAAGCGCAAGGCACCCUCCGAACGCGCAGAGGAGGAGGAAGAUGAGGAUGAGGACGACGACGCCGAUGCUGACGGUGACGCCGACAUGGAUGUCGACGCUGAAGGCGAGGAGGGCGAGGGCGAGACGUUCGAGCUGAACAUGGACGACGCCACCCAUGGACAGCCGGACCCCGCACAGGGGCUGAGCAAGGAGGAGGAGAUCCAGACGCUUCGCUAUCGCGGAAGCAUGACGCAGAGCGUGUCUGAGGUCGCGCGCAUGAAGAACCUGAACCGACUCCAGAUUGGGAAGCACGAGGUGGACGCGUGGUACUUCAGUCCGUACCCGAAGGAGUACGCGCAUCUGCCCGUGCUGUACAUCUGCGAGUUCUGCCUCUCAUUCUUCCCGUCGCAAAUGAUGCUUGGCCGGCACCGAAAGCGCUGCACCCUCAUGCACCCGCCGGGGAACGAGAUCUAUCGACAUGAGGACAUCUCGUUCUAUGAGAUCGACGGCAAGCGGCAGCUUACCUGGUGCAGGAACCUGAGCUUGCUGUCGAAGUGCUUCCUCGACCACAAAACGCUUUACUACGACGUAACGCCGUUCUUGUAUUAUGUUAUGGCCCAGCGUGAUUCGACCGGCUGCCACAUGGUUGGCUACUUCUCGAAAGAGAAGGAGUGUGCCGAAGGAUACAACGUCGCCUGUAUUCUUACGCUGCCGCAGCAUCAGCGCCAUGGGUUCGGGAAGCUGCUCAUCGAGUUUUCGUACGCUCUGAGCAGGAAGGAGAAGAAGGCGGGCAGCCCGGAGAAGCCGCUCAGCGAUCUGGGUCUGCUCGGCUACCGGUCGUACUGGGCGGAGGUCAUCGUCGGCUAUCUCAUGCAAUGCGGCGACGACGUGAGCAUCGAGGAGAUCUCGAACGCGACGUUCAUCACCCAGGCAGAUGUCAUGAAUACCUGCGUGACGCUUGGUCUCUUCCGCCACUACAAGGGUCAGCACCGCAUAUGCUUGACGCCUAGCAUCGUGGAGAAGUACGAGAAGAAGUUGAAGAAGCCGCGGCGGAGGAUACAUCCCGAGUGCCUCCAGUGGACGCCGCCUGUAUUCACGCGCGAGCAGCUCCGUUUCGGCUGGUAGGCUUCGGUGGGUGGUAGGCUUCGUGUGGGAGGCUACGAAUGGAUUUUUGGCUGGGCCCAAGCUGUACUUCUAGUGUAUGUGUAUUGUAGAGUAGCGGAAGCAUGUUCUUCAGCGUGCAUGUCAGAGCGGAUAGCAUGUUUUAUGCGAUGGAAUGCGGCGAA